UAUUGGAUGCCCUCGAUCAUGUGAUCUCGAUUAACCCGGAAGUGUUCCAAAUUUCUCACCAGUCACAGCCAUUCAUUCACCACAGCGCUCCGUGCACCUUCACAACCACUUGGUCCCCCCUGUCCCCUGCAGCAUGGCCGAAGACUCCAUGGAAAUAGACGACUCUCUUUACAGCCGCCAGCGUUAUGUGUUGGGAGACAGCGCCAUGCACCAGAUGGCCCAAUCAGCGGUGUUCCUCAGUGGAUUGGGAGGGCUGGGUAUAGAGAUUGCAAAGAAUAUCGUCCUUGCCGGUGUGAAGGCAGUCACCCUUCAUGACACAAAGGAAUGUCAAACUUGGGAUCUGGGUUCCAACUUCUUCAUUCUCAAAGACGACGUGUCGAAACAGCGGAAAAGGGCAGAGGCAGUUUGUCCUCGAGUUGCAGAGUUGAACCCUCAUGUCCAUGUUGACAUGUCCAUCUCCCCUCUAGACGACAACACGGAGCUCAGCUUUUUCCAAAAGUAUCAGUGUGUGAUCCUGACGGAAGCCAGAUUAAGCCUUCAGAAGAGAGUGAAUGACUUCUGCCACUCACAGAGUCCUCCCAUCAGAUUCAUUGGCUGUGACACAUACGGCAUCUGUGUGCGGGUCUUCUGUGACUUCGGAGAAGAGUUUGAAGUGUCCGAUCACACUGGGGAAGAACCCAGGGAGAUUUUCAUCCAAAGCAUCACUCUGGCGAACCCUGGCGUCGUAACCUGCCUGGACAACCAACCUCACGGACUUCAGACAGGCCAGAGUGUUGUCUUCAGAGAGGUCCACGGCAUGGUGGAGCUCAAUGGCACUGCAAGACCCGUUACAGUCCUUUCCCCGCACAGUUUUACCAUCGGAGACACAUCCCAACUACAAGCAUAUGCACAUGGCGGUUUCUUUGUCCUCCUGAAAACCCCAAAGAUGUUCAACUUUGAAACGAUGGCGAAACAGUUGUUGGAUCCUCAGGUCUUGACUCCAGACUUCAGUAAACCAGAGGCCCCACUGCAGAUCCAUGCAGCCAUGUUGGCUCUGGACACCUUCCAGGAGCAGCACAAUAGACUUCCCAACACUGGCUGCUUACAGGAUGCCGACCUUCUACUGAAGCUAACAGAGGAAGUGAAUGCAACACUCAGGAACAAGGCUCCCAUGGAUGCCGAGUUGGUGCAGUGGCUGUCCAGGACGGCCAGAGGGACCCUUCCUCCAUUAGCGGCAGCUGUUGGAGGGCUCGCCAGCCAGGAGGUUCUUAAGGCUAUUACAGGAAAGUUUGCACCGCUACAGCAAUGGUUUUAUCUGGAUGCCAUCGAGGUAGUGAAGCCUCUUCGGACCCUGCCUGCUGAUGAGUUUCUUCCUCGUGGAGACCGCUACGAUGGACUGCGAGCUUGUAUCGGGGAAUCACUUUGCGAAAAGCUGCAUAAACUCAGGGUUUUUAUGGUUGGCUGCGGUGCCAUAGGCUGUGAAAUGCUGAAAAACUUUGCCCUGCUCGGAGUGGGAUUGACCAAGAGUUUAGGAGAGGUGUGCAUCACAGAUCCAGACCUCAUAGAAAAGUCUAACCUGAAUAGACAGUUCCUCUUCAGACCACAACAUAUACAGAAACCAAAGAGUACAACAGCAGCAGAAGCCACCCUGAAAAUCAACCCGGAACUGCAGGUGGACGCUCAUCUCAACAAGGUGUGUCCGGCUACGGAGGACAUUUACAGUGACUCUUUCUACUCCCGGCUCAACCUGGUUGUCACCGCGCUGGACAAUGUGGAGGCCCGUAGAUACGUGGACAGCCGCUGUCUUUCCAACCAGAGAGCUCUCCUUGACUCCGGGACCAUGGGCACCAAAGGACACACAGAGAUAAUUGUGCCAAAUUUGACAGAGUCCUACAAUAGCCACCGGGACCCGCCAGAGGAGGAGAUCCCAUUCUGCACCCUAAAGUCCUUCCCAUCGGUCAUAGAACACACCAUCCAGUGGGCCAGGGACAAGUUUGAGAACGCCUUUGUCCAGAAGCCCUCCAUGUACAACUCCUUCUGGCAGACCCACACAUCGGCUGAAUUGGUGCUACAGAAGAUGCAAGCGGGGGACAGUUUGGAGGGGUCAUUCCAAGUCAUUAAACUGCUGAACAGGCGGCCCCACCAUUGGCAACAGUGCAUUGCCUUGGCUCGGCUCAAAUUUGAAAAGUAUUUCAAGAGAAAGGCUUUGCAGCUUCUGCGCUCUUUCCCUCUGGACACCAGGCUAAAAGAUGGAAGUUUGUUUUGGCAGUCCCCCAAAAGGCCACCAGCCCCCAUUGAAUUUGACCUAAAAGACCCGAUGCACUUCAGCUUUAUCGUAAGCACCGCCCGACUCUUUGCUGGCAUUUACAACAUUCCUUACUCGGAUAGGGAUCUUUGUGAGGAGGCUGUGGGGAGAAUUCUCUCCGUUGUUAAGAUCCCAGAGUACCUGCCCUUGGUCAAAUCCAUAGAGACCGACGAGGCUGCUAAGAAGCCUGAUCAGUUGAAGAUGCCUCUAAGUAGUGAGGAGGAGAGGGAGGCCAUCAGGCAGCUGCAGCAGUCCAUUACUGGCGAUGGCGCCAAGCCAGAAAUGUUACGGAUGACGACGCUGGAGUUCGAGAAGGACGACGACAGCAACGGCCACGUGGACUUCGUCACGUCGGCGUCCGCCCUCAGGGCCAACAUGUACUCCAUCGAGCCCGCCGACCGCUUCAAGACCAAACGCAUCGCCGGCAAGAUCAUCCCCGCCAUCGCCACGGCAACAGCUGGUGUGGCAGGACUGGUGGCGCUGGAGCUGAUCAAGAUCGCUGGAGGCUACGGCUUUGAGUCUCUGAAGAACUGCUUUUUCAACUUGGCCCUUCCUGUGGUGGUGUUUACUGAGCCUGCUCCCGUUAAGCGGACGCUCAUCAGAGACGACAUUUACUUCUCCAUCUGGGACUGCUGGACCAUCACCGGCCACCAGGACUUCACCCUGUCAGACUUCAUAAAUGCAGUCAGGGAGAAGUACGGAAUUGAACCCACGAUGGUGGUCCAUGGUGUGAAGAUGAUCUUCGUGCCGGUUAUACCAGGACACACCAAGAGACUUAAACUGACGAUGCAAAAACUGAUCAAGCCGGCAGCGGGUCGCCAAUACGUGGACCUCACCGUGUCCUUCGCUCCCGAGAACGACACGGACGAAGAUCUCCCCGGUCCUCCUGUCAGGUACUACUUCUCCCACCAUGGACACACCCCCUGACAUCUCCUCCUCAUGGACACCAAUGUCACAUACAUGUACUGUACUGUUGGAACCACCCGGAAGUGGUCCCAACACACACACACACACACACACACACAAGUCCAGUUUGCUUUGCGGGGCCAGAGCAACAUGCGACUUCCUGGGUAGCGUAAAGUGCACGUGUGUGCGCACGUGUUCUCUGCUGAUGAUGAAUUGUACUUCUCCACCCGUGCUGAUGCCUUAAUUGCCGUCAUUAAAAGCCUUUUCCUUGGUGGCACUGUGACUCUCACAAGUGUGACUUUGACUCCCAGUGACACUCCACCAUGCUUUGAUUCAUUACAACAGGCACUUAUCAACCGUCAUCUUUUUAUUUGAGCAUCAGAGCUAAACUUUUCUCCUUUCCCUUCGUGCCAAAUGUCUGUGUGUUGUGUACAUGAUGAGCAGUCCUGUGGAAUACUUUGUGUAUCUUGGAGAGAAAAAAUAAUAUUUCUACGGAAUCAUGAUCGCAGCAAAAUGAUUUGCAAAUGCGUUUAAUCCAUUUUUUAUGUGCUGUUGAACUAAAGUGUGUCUGUAUUUCAAUGUGUGUUGUCUGUCCGUAUCAGGAUUUGUCUGAGGAAUAAAAUGAUCGUCUCUGUCCGUAUUUCCUCUGUUGUCUUUUUGCAGUGAGAGAAUUGUGUGUACGUGUAAAGCAAUCUGUGUCCAAGAGUUGUGUGCGUGUAUGAAAAUGUGUGUGUCUGUAAUCAGAUUUGGGUGAAGCAGGAACCCUGAUUAUCUGUUUACACAUGACAUGUUGCUACCUUUCUGCCGUUAGAGUUGUGUACGUGUAGUCAGAUUUAUGUGAAACAGAAACCCUGAUUGUCUGUUAACAUGUGAUUUUUGUUAAGUUUCUGCCUUGAAAGAAUUGUUUGUAUUUAGAUGUGUGUAUGUGUAAAGCAAUUUGUGUGCGCGUAUGAAAAUGUGUGUGUGUAAUCAGAUUUGGGUGAAGCAGGAACUCUGAUUUACUGUUUACACAUGACAUUUUGCUACCUUUCUGCCGUUAGAGUUGUGUACGUGUAGUCAGAUUUAUGUGAAACAGAAACCCUGAUUGUUAACAUGUGAUUUUUGCUAAGUUUCUGCCUUGAAAGAAUUGUCUGUAUUUAGAUGUGUGUGUGUAAAGCAAUUUGUGUCUUAAGUUGUGUGCACAUAUGAAAAUGCGUGUGUCUGUAAUCAGAUUAGGGUGAAGCAGGAACCCUUAGCUGUUUACACAGGACAUUUUGCUACCUUUUAGAGUUGUGUACGUGUAUUCAGAUGUGUGUAUGUGUAGUCAGAUUUAUGUGAAACAGAAACCCUGAUUGUCUGUUAAAACAUGAUUUUUGCUAAGUUUCUGCCUUGAAAGAAUUGUUUGUAUUUAGAUGUGUGUAUGUGUAAAGCAAUUUGUGUUUACAAAUACACACACAAUUGUGUGCGCGUAUGAAAAUGUGUGUGUCUAAUCAGAUUUGGGUGAAGCAGGAACCCUGAUUAACUGUUUACACAUGACAUUUUGCUACCUUUCUGCCGUUAGUCGUGUCUGUGUAGUCAGAUUUAUGUGAAACAGAAACACCGAUUGUCUGUUAAUACGUGAUUUUUGCGAAGUUUCUGUCUUGAAAGAAUUGUUUGUAUUUAGAUGUGUGUAUGUGUAAAGCAAUUUGUGUGCGCGUAUGAAAAUGUUUAUGUGUAAUCAGAUUUGGGUGAAGCAGGAACCCUGAUUUACUGUUUACACAUGACAUGUUGCUACCUUUCUGUCAUUCGAGUUGUGUACGUGUAUUCAGAUGUGUGUACGUGUAGUCAGAUUUAUGUGAAACAGAAACCCUGAUUGUCAACACCUGAUUUUUGCUAAGUUUCUGCCUUGAAAGAAUUGUUUGUAUUUAGAUGUGUGUAUGUGUAAAGCAAUUUGUGUGUGUAUUUGUAAAGCAAUUUGUGUUUACAAAUACACAAUUGUGUGCGUAUAUGAAAAUGUGUCUGUAAUCAGAUUUGGGUGAAGCAGGAACCCUGAUUAACUGUUUACACAUGACACGUUGCUACCUUUCUGCCGUUAAGUUGUGUAAGUGUAUUCAGAUGUGUGUAAGUGUAGUCAGGUUUAUGUGAAACAGAAACCCUCAGACAUGUUUGUUAACAUGUGAUUUUUUGCUAAGUUUUCUGCCUUGAAAUAAUUGUUUGUAUUUAGAUGUGUGUGUGUGUAAAGCAAUUUGUCUCAAUUUGUGUGCGCGUAUGAAAAUGUGUGUGUCUGUAAUCAGAUUUGGGUGAAGCAGGAACCCUGAUUAACUGUUUACACAUGACAUGUUGCUACCUGUCUGCCGUUAAGGUGUGUAUGUGUAAAGCAAUUUGUCUCAAGUUGUGUGCGCGUAGUCAGAUGUGUGUAAGUGUAGUCAGAUUUAUGUGAAACAGAAACCCUGAUUGUCAACACCUGACUUUUGCUAAGUUUUUGCCUUGAAAUAAUUGUUUGUAUUUAGAUGUGUAUGUGUAAAGCAAUUUGUGUCUUAAGUUGUGUGCGCGUAUGAAAAUAUGUGUGUCUGUAAUCAGAUUUGGGUGAAGCAGGAACCCUGAUUAACUGUUUACACAUGACAUGUUGCUACCUGUCUGCCGUUAAGGUGUGUACGUGUAUUCAGACGUGUGUAUGUGUAAAGCAAUUUGUCUCAAGUUGUGUGCGCGUAGUCAGAUGUGUUUAAGUGUAGUCAGAUUUAUGUGAAACAGGAACCUUGAUUGUCUGUUAACACCUGAUUUUGCUAAGUUUCUGCCUUGAAAUAAUUGUUUGUAUUUAGAUGUGUAUGUGUAAAGCAAUUUGUGUCUUAAGUUGUGUGCGCGUAUGAAAAUAUGUGUGUCUGUAAUCAGAUUUGGGUGAAGCAGGAACCCUGAUUAACUGUUUACACAUGACAUGUUGCUACCUGUCUGCCGUUAAGGUGUGUACGUGUAUUCAGACGUGUGUAUGUGUAAAGCAAUUUGUCUCAAGUUGUGUGCGCGUAGUCAGAUGUGUUUAAGUGUAGUCAGAUUUAUGUGAAACAGGAACCUUGAUUGUCUGUUAACACCUGAUUUUUGCUAAGUUUCUGCCUUGAAAGAAUUGUUUGUAUUUAGAUGUGUAUGUGUAAAGCAAUUUGUGUCUUAAGUUGUGUGCGCGUAUGAAAAUGUGUGUGUCUGUAAUCAGAUUUGGGUGAAGCAGGAACCCUGAUUAACUGUUUACACAUGACAUGUUGCUACCUUUCUGCCGUUAGAGUUGUGUACGUGUAGUAAGAUGUGUGUAUGUGUAAAGCAAUCUGUUUCUAAGAGUUGUGUGUGAAGCAGGGACCCUGAUUGGCUGUCUUUCUACAUGUGACUUUUUGCUACGUUUCUGUAAUCAGAUGUGUGUGAAGCAGGAACUCUGAUUGGCCGUCAGUUUACACGAGACUGUUGCGACACGACUGCAGUGUAAGAGUUGUGAGUCCGCGCAGGAACCCCAACUUGGGUCUGUAACGUCACCUCGCCUCUCCUGGUACUCUCCACUAGUCGGCGCUGUGCCCCCACUCUCACCACUUGAUGUACAUACAAGUUCAUGUCAGUAAUGUGAUGACUACACUACACACAUCUGCAUACGGAUACACAACUCUUAACGGCAGAAAAGGUAGCAAAAAUACAACCAAUCAAUCACAGACAGAGAUGUUUUUUGCCCAGGGACACAUCACAACAGGGACAACCUAAAACGCCCACAUUGAGAUACAGACACACACACACAGUUUGAGCUAUUCAAGUCAUUUAGCUCCACUAAUACAAUUUGUGUUGCACAAACAGACUUUCACUUUGUUUUAUUUGCUGCAAAAUGUCUCUUGUAGAAGAAAACAUGUAAUAAAUGUCACAUGACUGCUGUCAAACACAACAUGAAUAAAUAUGAUCUUG
Messenger RNA from Entelurus aequoreus (snake pipefish), 7072 nucleotides. RefSeq names its product ubiquitin like modifier activating enzyme 6 (gene uba6). Gene Ontology annotation, biological process: protein sumoylation. The coding region runs from base 134 to 3211 and encodes 1025 amino acids. NCBI's taxonomy places the organism in Eukaryota, Metazoa, Chordata, Actinopteri, Syngnathiformes, Syngnathidae. Gene Ontology annotation, molecular function: SUMO activating enzyme activity. Gene Ontology annotation, cellular component: cytoplasm; SUMO activating enzyme complex. The transcript is spliced from 32 exons. The record is from RefSeq and is a predicted model, not a curated record.